Biomphalaria glabrata is the source of this 6262-nucleotide messenger RNA. RefSeq names its product putative zinc finger protein 66. Gene Ontology annotation, cellular component: nucleus. The record is from RefSeq and is a predicted model, not a curated record. The coding region runs from base 2972 to 4390 and encodes 472 amino acids. Lineage: Eukaryota; Metazoa; Mollusca; Gastropoda; Planorbidae. The transcript is spliced from 3 exons.
CACCAGGUUUAUAACAGUAUCAAUAUAAUGUUAAGUAAUGCAUAUAGGCUACUGUUGAUGUAAUUAUGCAACUCAUUUUAUUGAAUUUUAGUAACCCAAUUAUUGCCAGUUAAUCACUGAAUAUAUAUAUAUUUUUUAUUGUUAUUAAAAAAUGCAGAGCUAUUCAUAAUUUAAAGUGUUUAAUAAAUAAGGCUGGCAGUUGAGUCGAAAGAUUAAUGAGAAAUGCAGUAUUUUCCAUGGCUACGCAGCCGCAGCUGCAAACUAGAUAUUUUGCCGCGUCCAGCGAAGACAUAACCAUAUUCAGCUGGUGGUCAAUUUAAAUGUUCUUUACGACGUCUACGUCUUCCCUCAUCAGUGGAUUUUCUUUUGGCCUCUAAUAUGUAUUCCACGUUGCAAUUUCUAAUAAAUAGCAUCAUUCGAAGAAUGAGAUCCAACUUAUUUUUAAAAAAUGUAACCCCUUUACAGAUCAAGUCAUCAUUGCAAUGGAUAUUCAGAUCUGCAUUAACAUAAAAAUGAUCAAAAUUUGAAUAGGUUUCGAAUAGGUUUGCACUCCGAACUGUCUUCUCUGUGGUCUCAGGUUCAAACAUUGACCACUGCCAUUAACUAACAUCCUGCUGGAGUUUUGGGCUAUGACUUAAUAAUAUUAAAUCCUGAUUUGAAACUUUGUCUAAACCUAGCAAGUGAAAAGGAACAUACUAAAAUAAUGUUGUGUGCAUAAUGAAGAACUCUAUUAAAAUGUGAUUUUGUAUUUACAUUUAUUGGUAUUUAUUAUAUAAAAUAAAAUUGUAGAAUGUUUCUGUGAUUUGUUUCACAGGGAAUAUUGUAUUUCCAAAAGGAUGAAAGAUCCAUCUAGUAAACUUGUCUGUAUGCCACAUGUCAUAUAUGUUUUCUGUAAAAUAGAUUUUAAAAAAUUUAUUUAUUAACAUUUAUACUUAAUUAUGUAUACAUAUAUAGAACUAGUGGUUAUAUAUAUAUAUAUAUAUAUAUAUAUAUAUAUAUAUAUAUAUUAUAUAUGUUAUACUGAUUAUCUGAUCUAACAUCAACAUCUAACUCUUAUUGUUCUUAAUAAUAAUAAAUUACUCUACUCUAGGUAAUCUAAUAUAUAUAAGACCAGGGCCGGUCUUAAGCCUCUGCAACCUAUGCGGUCGCAGUGGGCCCUGCACUUUCAUAGGCUUCGUGCUAAUUCUAGGUGUAAUAGUUAAAUUGCAAUAUAUAUAUAUAUAUAUAUAUCGGUAUAUAUAAAACCUGGAAAUCUCAUAAAAAUCUCCUGAAAAAUAGACAAAAUUGUGGGUGUCAUUCAUUCCGGAAAACGCUAAUCCUACGCGCGAUAAACGAAAUAAGACAUUGUCAGCUUUCAUGUACUAAAAUGUAAUAAUCAGGCAAAUUUUCACUUUAAUCAGAAGUUUCCAUACUUUAUUUACUUUAAUAGAGUGACUGGCAUUUUAAUAUGCCAUAGGUUGCAAAGUUCGUAAAGUAAAGUUAAUUUGAUCGUAAUUUUGUACUUAGUAAAGAUUUAAUAAAAUUCAAAGUCAAAUUUUUUUAAAAUACGAAAUCUUAAUUUUCACUUAUUAUCCUUAUUCCCACCCAGACUAGGCCCAGCGCAAUCAGUUUCACAUAGGGCCCCGCAAUCGUUAGGACCGGCCCUGUUUAAGUUUAAGACUUAAAGAAAUGUCACAUGUGUUUAGUAAAAAUCUGUAUUUUAUAUUACCAAUAUAAAUGAUGACUUAUUAUUUUUUUAGAUCUAAAGUUUAGCCUUAUUAAUAAGUAUAGUAAGGGCUAGUAAAGAGUAUAAAUAUAUUCUAUAUAGAUUUAGCUUAGGCUUUAGGUUUAGUCCUUGACUAUUAUAAUAUUAUAUUUAUAUCUAUGAAUAAUCUUUAUGCUAUUGCUAGGACUAGGACACUACUCACUAGGUCUUACUAUUACAGAACAGAGAUAUACAAAUUCAAGUAUUAAAAAAUGUUGGCGACUGGGCUUAAACUUAACAUAGAGGCUAGUCUAGAUUACUCUAGAUCUACUUAAAUUAGUUAAAUCUAUUAGUUUAUAAACUAUUACUAGUACUACUUAACUAGUAGUAUUACUACAAUUAGUACAAUAAUACAAGUCAAGUAUUUAUAAACUAGAUCUAGUGAGUGACUAGUAUAGUCUAAGUAUAGUAGGCCCUAUACCUAGAUGAUCUACUAGUACUUGAUGAUACUAGAGACUACUACUAGAGUAGACUAGAUCUAGAUUCUAGAUCUAGUGACAAUCUACUAUAAUAGUAUAAUCUAGUGACUAGUCCUAUUAUAAUCUAUCUAUAAUUAUAUUAAUUCAAUAGUCUGCUCUAGAAUAUAUUUUGAAAAAGUAGAAGAGUUCUCUUCAGGGCAUUUUGGUGCAUCCCAUGAUAAGUAUCAUUUAAAAUUGUUGGACAGCUAGAUUUAGAUAAGUUUAUCAUCUGAAUCGCUAUCAAUAACGUAUCCAGCCAUGUCUAUUUUUAUUUACAUUUUCUCAGUCCAUUACAAUACGUCACUUCCGGUUUCGGCCAUUGAAGCUGAUUUUCAAAUCUCGUUAUUUUUUCCACUUUCAAAUUACUUUUUCUAAUAUAAAUACGCUUUUCUAAAAUCUCAAAUUUUUAGGAACUAACUUUGAUGCUAUCUACUAUCUAAAUCAAUCGCUAUCUCAAUUUCGAAAAAAACCUCUUCAGUUGGUCUUUAAUACUCCGAUAAAUAGAAACCAGAUUUAGACUUUGGUCUUGUAACAGAGUAGUGAGUAGAGUAGUAACUAAGUAAAGUAGUAAGUCUAAGAUUUUACUUCACUAAAAAUGUAUUGGAAGUUGGGAGGGACAAUGAUUGAUCAAUUAGGUGCCUAAUUUAGAUUUAGUCACAUCACUGAACAGUGUGAGUGGGCUAGACACGGUUGUCUCACAGUUGUUGUUUGUCCACCAGAAAUUGUGCAUAGCUAAUUGAAAAGAAACUACCUAUUUAUAAUAGCAAACAUGGAACACAAUUUUACCCUUCAUCUAAAAGCUGUUAUUAAAAAGGAUAUGGAAGAAAAUAUUGACAAUGUUUCGUUUGCUCAAACAUCUGAAGAACAAUCUAAUGAAUCAUACUCCAAUCAUAACUUUUCUCUUGAUGUGAAACACGUGAUAAAAAAUGAUACAGAAGAAGGUAUUGAAAAUGUUCCUGAAACUCCAGGAGAAGUAAAUGACAAGUUGAGUUUAAUAGACUUGAAGCACAACAUUUGUUAUGAAAUAGAUGAAACAUCCUGUGAUCUUCCGAUUCACUUUAAAAAGUUGGGGCCAGAAGAAACUUUUUUCAAAGAACAUACUGGAUAUGUUAGUGGUAAAAAUAAACAUAAACUUCCCAGUGAAGAUAAUACAAAUGAGGAUUGUUUACUUUGUACUCCAGAAAAUCAAAACAAGGAAGUAAUGAAAACAUUUACAUCAGCUUUACUAUUAGAAACAAAUAAGGCGGUGCAUACAAGUGAACAAACAUUUCAAAUAAGCCAGAAAUUGAUUUCAACCUCUUCAGUUACUAGGCUACACCCAAAGGAUCCUGAUGAAAGAAGAUUUAAAUGUCCAAUUUGCCAGAAAGGAUUUCCAUUCUCUUCAAGAUUAAAAGCACACCAAGUGGUCCAUACAGGUGAAAAACCAUAUAAAUGUCAAAUAUGCCAGAAAGGAUUUCCAUUCCCUUCAGGUUUAAGAGAACACCAGGUGGUCCAUACUGGGGAAACACCAUAUAGAUGUCAAAUAUGUCUGAAAGUAUUUUCAUCCUCUUCUAAAUUAAAAACACACCAAGUUGUCCAUACAGGUGCUAAGCCAUUUCAAUGUCAAAUAUGUCAGAAAACAUUUUCAUAUGCUUCAAGUUUAAAAAUACAUCAGAUGGCCCACACAAAUGAAAAACUAUAUAAAUGUCAUAUAUGUCUAAAAGUAUUUUGGACCGAUUCUGUUUUAAAUAAACAUUUGGAGGCACAUACAGAUGAAAAACCAUUUAUAUGUCAAAUAUGUUUCAAAGUAUUUUCAUUUGCUUCAAGUUUAAAAGCUCACAUGGUAGUCCAUACAGGUAAAACAGCCAAUAAAUGUCAAACAUGCCUAAAAGUAUUUCCAACAUCUUCAACAUUAAAAAGACAUCAGGUUGUCCACACAGGUGAAAAACCAUUUCAGUGUCCAAUAUGCCUGAAAGUGUUCUCAUUCUCAGCAAGUUUAAAGUCGCAUCAGGUCGUCCAUGUAGGGGAAAGACCUUUUGAAUUUAGACAAUACAAAUGUCUUUUGUGCAAUAAAAGCUUGUUAUGUCUCCAAGUAAUUAAAAAACAUGUCAAAAUACACAUUGAUAAGAAGCCAUUGACCUGUGUUCUAUGUAAUAGAAGUUUUUUUCAUAUCACUUCAGUAAAAAGACACAUGUCAGUGCACAUUUGAAGAUAGGAAUAUUGUAGAAUUUGACUCUUUUGCUCCCCAUGAAUCUGUUUGAGAAUAGAUAGGAACCUUGACUAAAUCCUCCACAAACCACUGUGGCUCACUAUAUUGUAAGAUGUACAAAUGUUCAAGCUCUGUUCCUUGCAUUUUUAUCUUUUCACUACUGGUAUCUUCUUUGACGUAAUGCUGGGUCAAGUGAAGCAGUUUUUGCAGGAGAGCAUCUCAAUCAGGUUCCAUUCAGACAAGAAUCAGCAGCACCUACUGUCCCAUACUAAAACUAAUUGUCACAAAGAUUCUCUAUGUUGAUGAUUGCCUCAUUCUUUCUCACAAUAAUUUAGUUUCAACUCUCCAUCUAACCAUUUAACUAACCAAAACAGAAGUCAUGUCCCAAAAAUCAGCCCACUUAUCUCUGCGAAUGACCAUUCUGUUAGUGGGGUAGAACACUUUGCCCAAGAAGCAUGAUAUCCAAUGUCAUGUCAUUGUAUGGAGAAGUAGAUAACCCUUGAGCUCUAGAAAGAACUUUUGGUUGCUUUUAGACAAGAGAGUAGUGUAAUAGUAUGACUAAAAAAAAUCAGUGUCUACCAAAUGGUGAUUCACACAAGCUUUCUGUAUGUCACUGGGAUCUGUUUGCUAUACUGAAUAAUUCUGGAAUGCUUUCUAUAAAGGGACAUGUGCUUCAUCUUGGCAUAUGAUGGCAGGACAGUUCUAGAAAUAUUAAUGUUCUAGUUAAUGCCAGUGUAGAGAGUAUAGAGGCAGUGAUGUUCUUUUAAAAGCAGGAACCUAUUCUUUAUGGAGGGCGAUCAUAUACUAAAGGCAAUCUCAUUUAACUUACUUACAAGGAGAUAGGUGUAACAGAUUUGUCCUGUAGGUGUAACAGAUUUGUCCUAUAGGUGUAACAGAUUUGUCCUGGGUAGAUUUGGCAUAUUAGUUUUUAACCCUCAGCUUUAAAGCAAAUAAAGAGCCAUAUUUUGUUCUUAUCUAUUUUUAAAUUCAGGAUAGAAGGCACUAGUUUUCAUAUUCCUUGUCUGGCUCUGAGACCAGAUUGUUGUAGACAUUACUAAAUAUUUCUAUAAUGACUCAGCACUCACAUUAUUGAAGUCUACAAUGAAAUGAUAUUAUUGGCUAAGCUAAUAUUGGCUGUACUUAAUCAUUUAUACAAUCAUUUACACUUUUAAGAUGAUCAUUUAUGAUUUACAUUUGUUAGUCUUUUAUGAUUAUAUGUUGACAAAAAUUGUUUUACAUAACUUUUACUAAAAGUCUUUGAUACAUUUACUUCAUGCAUUUAAUAAAACAUGGUUUACAGAAUUUCAAUAGUUGAGGUUUAAAUGAAUAUGUACUAAAGUAUACUCAAACUAUAAUAAGAGGUGUGGUGGGUGAGUGGUAAAUGGGGUUUUUCUUUUGAAACAUGGGAUUUUUUUUUUUGCUCAAGUCCUUUUAACUCUAACGAGUACCUGACUUAAGUUAGGGAAAGUAAAGAUGGUUGGUUGUUGUGCUGGCCACAUGACACACUUGUUAACCAUCCAUCAUAGAAACAUUUAAAUCAUCGUCUGAAGGUUGUACUUUACUUUUUAUACAAAAUGUAUAAACAAAAAAAAAAAAAUCUUCAUUUGUUUAAAUCAAAAAGAAAAAAGUUGACAAUUGUUUGAUCUGUUAUUUUGUAUUAGAUGUUGACUUAAAUUUGUCUGCUUUUAACAGCAUGUAGUAUUAUUAUUAUUUGUAGGCUUCUAAUGUGUAGAAUGUUGAUAUCAAUGAUCUGUAUAAGCAAUAAAAUGCAAUGGAUUUUUUUAAAAGUUAUGAUUACAAAGAGACUUUCUUAUGGUAAAGAUAUGAAAUGAAAUGAGUAUGUUUUGAAUAGUAAAGUGUUCAGGAAAAGUU